Messenger RNA from Quercus robur (English oak), 355 nucleotides. RefSeq lists its product as uncharacterized. The record is from RefSeq and is a predicted model, not a curated record. Lineage: Eukaryota; Viridiplantae; Streptophyta; Magnoliopsida; Fagales; Fagaceae. Bases 17 to 340 code for a protein of 107 amino acids. The transcript has 3 exons.
UAUAUCUUUGAAGUAAAUGGCAGGACCAGUUUGUAGGGAGCUUAAGGUGACAAUGGAAAGCCAGGACAGAGAUGAAAUUCAUAAUUGUGUGAUCAAGCUGAGAGUUAAUCCUCAAAAGCGAAGGGAGAAGGUUUAUAUUGGCUGUGGAGCUGGGUUUGGAGGUGACAGGCCAAUGGCUGCUCUUAAGUUGCUUCAGAGAGUUAAAGAGCUAAACUAUCUAGUACUGGAAUGCCUAGCGGAGCGUACUCUUGCUGAACGGUAUCAGUUUAUGGUGUCUGGUGGCGAUGGUUAUGAUUCUUGGAGUAUGUGUCUACUAUUCAUACACAGUUCUAAAUUCUGAUAUCCUUUUCAAUAA